Molecule: messenger RNA, 1938 nt
Organism: Pestalotiopsis fici W106-1
Lineage: Eukaryota; Fungi; Ascomycota; Sordariomycetes; Amphisphaeriales; Sporocadaceae
Exons: 1
Coding region: 1-1938 (645 amino acids)
Source: RefSeq, a predicted model, not a curated record
AUGGACGAUUACCAAUACGACCCUCUCCCGGGCGGAAAUUACAUCAGAACGGCGACGAUUCUGCCCGGGGAAGCAGAUGAUGGUCUUGUUAUCGACCUUGCAAUCGUGCCUUUUGCCGAUUCUGAACCAGUAAAUUACGAGGCUUUAUCUUAUGCGUGGGGCUCGCCCGAACCAUGUGUUGAUGCCGAGAUUCGACAAAUAAAUGACAGUAUCCCGGCUCUUGGGCAUACUGGACGAAGAAUAAGAUUAAGCAAAAAUCUCGCCAUAGCCUUGUACGAUCUUCGUCGAAAUGAUAAUCCACGGACAAUGUGGAUUGAUGCUGUAUGUAUCAACCAAAUGAGUCACGAGGAAAAGGCUGUCCAGGUUUCUAAAAUUGGCGAUAUUUUCAAACGCGCAGCUCAUGUCGUCGCUUACAUCGGUCCGGAAACAGACGGAAGCACCGAAAUGAUGGAAUACCUGGAGUUCAUUGGGAAGAAUGUGGUGAUCGACUGGGACAUACGGAGAGUUAAUACCGAGGCCAUACGGCGGCACAAGUGGCGUGGAAUGCGCUUGGUUGAUGAUAAUGGCGAUCUCUUGAUAGACAUCCCUCUCCAGGAUAAAACGUACCAACUUUUUACUCGGCCCUGGUUUAAAAGAUUAUGGAUCAGGCAAGAGAUUGUGCUAAGCAGAAAUAAGGCUACGAUCAUGUGCGGCCGUUGUGGAGUGUCCUCUCAAGAUUUCCUUUGCGCUUGGACUUCUCUGUACCUUCACUUUUCGCAAACCAACAGUCUACAGCCUCAGUACCUACCGGACCUAUGGCGCGCCUCAUGGUGGCUUGAUGAGAAUCGUGAUCCAUCACUCCGGAACCUAAGAGAUUCAUUUGCAGGGCUGCAAUGUUUAGAUCCCCGCGAUCGCUUAUUUGCAGUUCUGGAAUUACUGCCCAAAGCUGAGAAGAGGCUGAUCGGCGUCGACUACGAGAAGCAGCCGGAGGAAUUAUACAAAGAUGCUACACUCGCAUGGAUUCAAGCCUACCGUGACUUAUCCAUUUUACAAGAAUGCGAGCUUCAGAACCGGUGGUUUCCUACCUGGGUACCGAACUGGGGCACAGAUUCCCAACUUAUGCCGAUGAUGAUUAUGACAUCAAAGACCUCGCAGUUGGCAGCAGUCCUGGACAUAAGUCAGGCUACCAGAGGAGCUUUGAGGGUUGCUGGAACCAAAAUUACCACGAUUAAAGAUCUACGUCCCUCGGAAAUAUACUCAGAUACGACCAAUUUGAUGAGUAAACUCCAUGACCUACUGGACGGACUUCAACUCGAAGGUGAUUACAUUGCGGGAGGGACUUUAAUCGAAGCUUAUGCGACGACUAUCGCUCGUGGAAAGUUUGAAACAACUACCAAACCGGAAAGCUUCGAGUGUUCUUCACUUGACGAUAUGUCAAGGUUCAUACGGUUGGCCUAUUCGGCAUUCCCUCCUCAGAAGGAUUCAUCACUUGAGAAAGGAUCGGUACUUGACGUACGGAUGUUUUGUGUUAAUCGACAACUACUGAAGGGCAGCAAUGGCUACGUUGGAAUGGCGCCUCCAGCGGCACGUGUAGGAGAUCAUGUGUACAGCGUCGUAGGCUGCGAUUGCCCUCUAGUCUUGCGAAACGCAGGUGAGGGGAUGCAAGUGGUUGGCCAGUGUUUUCUAACCGGCGCCAUGGAAAAGCAAGCAAUCUUGGGUCCUCUGCCCACGCAAGUUGAAGCAAUCUAUGUGAGAGAUCAAGCAAAAGGCUACCAAUUGGGGUUCAGAGACCGUCAGACGAAAGAGAUCACAAUGGAUGAUCCGCGUCUGUCCACGUUGCCGCUGACUGAAGAGGAAAGAGAGCGUCUCCAUAAUUCAUCAAGUGAUUAUGGAUUCGAAGUCUCUUUCGAUACACUGCACAAAUUCAAUUCAGAGGUGAAAUGGCUGGAACUUGUAUAG